UAUCUUUUCAAUAUUACAUGCCAAGACCAUCCAGGCUCGUUUUUUCACAACUUCGACACUAAUGUGUGUUAUUUAGACAUAGCACUCUACCUGUUUUCCUCAACGUUUACAUUCACAAUCUUACUUAGCUUGAUACCACUUCUCUAUGUCAGGCUUUACUGGAAAUUUAAGUAUGGCUACUAUGUGUUUCGAUCAUGGUUUGGAGAACAGUGGCGCCGUUUAAGGGACCAGGAGGAGAAAUACAAGUAUGAUGCCUUCGUUUCCUACAACUCAGCAGAUGAAGACUGGGUAAUGGAACAGCUGCUGCCAAACCUUGAGGGUUCUUCAUUUCGGCUCUGCCUCCACCACAGAGAUUUCGAGUUAGGCCGCGAUAUUGUCGACAACAUUGUGGCUGCCGUAUACGGCAGUCGCAAAACGAUCUGUGUGGUCAGUCAGAGCUUCCUUCGCAGUGAAUGGUGCUCACUGGAGAUCCAGUUGGCCAGCUAUCGUCUCUUUCAAGAAAUGCAGGAUGUGCUUUUGCUGGUUUUUCUGGAGCCUACCCCUGAGCGGCAACUGUCCACUUAUCACCGUAUGAGGAAGGUCAUGCUCAAAAAGACUUAUUUGCAGUGGCCUGGGCCAAACUGUUCAGAUCCAAACAGUGCAAAAGAACUGUUCUGGAAUCAGUUAAAGAGAGCACUAAGGAGCAGCAACACUGGAAGCCAAGAGGAGCAGAAGAUGAAGGAGCAGAAUGAUCAGAGGAGACGAGACAAAGAGGGUACGGACAAGGAGGAAAGAGAAUAUUGUGUGAAUCAGACACCAACAGAUGAUGAAGUAUAUUACCUGAUGCCCUGAUUACAAUGACAUAUGUAAGACCACAUUGAAUCUGUACAAUAUAAGAACAAAUUUAAUGAACUUCAAUAAAAGUAAAUUAAAAGGCUGUAAAUUCUG
Molecule: messenger RNA, 927 nt
Organism: Sinocyclocheilus grahami
Lineage: Eukaryota; Metazoa; Chordata; Actinopteri; Cypriniformes; Cyprinidae
Product: toll-like receptor 13
Exons: 1
Biological process (GO): inflammatory response; toll-like receptor signaling pathway
Cellular component (GO): plasma membrane
Molecular function (GO): signaling receptor activity
Source: RefSeq, a predicted model, not a curated record